CCGAAGAAGAGAAACGGACCAAUAGCAGAGCUGACAUUUGUGUUUUGAAUGAAACGCGGUUGAUGGCAGCUGAACGCUAGUUGUACAAGUUGUUUCCCAGUCCUUCCAGAGUAAUGUCCUCCAGGAAGUCAAGUUCCAGUGGGGAAGGCUUGCCUUCAAGCAGAUGUGGAGAACGUACCCCUCUCAGAAGUCUGGAUAAUGAAAUGCCUCAUCUGUCAACUCCAUCAAGGUUCAAAUCAAAAUCACUGCUCCGUGGAGACGCUGUGAAAAAGGCCGAUGUUCCUCUCUGUGACUCAGAGCCCCACUUGCGCUCUCCUCCAUCCACCAAAGUGAUGCAAACCGUUGCUUCCAAUACUGACAUGACAUCUACUGAGACAGCUUGUGGACUUGGAGAUGUAACAUUUAAAUCCUUCAUCUGUCCUGGUGGGGAGGUUGAGAUUACAGGCUCUUCAGUGUGUGAAGAAGAUAGUAUUAUUUUGCCCGAAGAUCAGCCUACAAGAAACACUUGUGGAACCGAAGAUACGGUCAUCUCUGACAGCAUGGUAGUUCAGUCCUGCAGUGACCACAUAGAACACCCCUAUCACAACCCUGAGGUGAAAGAUGCUUCCUUGGUUGACAUUGACGCAGCAUGUGAAAUUUCAAACUCUACACUGGCCUCUGGAGACUUGGAUGAUAAAUGUGCCACAGAAGAUAUCAGAGCUUUUCAGCACGACUUCUGUGGGAAGACAGAAGUGACUUUGAAAUCCUUUGUCUGUGAUGGCGGUGAGGUGGAAGUUUCUGAUGUCACCAGACUACAAGAUGAGACCAUUCCUCUGCCCAAGCCACAGCUUGGUGAACCUUUACAAGACAACAGUGUGAAUUUAACAAAUCUGUCUGACUUUGGUCAACUAUGUCAAGUGGAACAUGCAGAUCAUCUCUACUGUAGUGGUGAAAACGAUCUUUGUGUUAUCACCACCUUGUCUGGGGCCACAAAUGGUUCUGAAAAACCUGCUAAUGGACUGAGUGACGUAACCUUCAAAUCAUUUAACUGCACUGGGGGUGAGAUUCAAAUUUCAGAUGACACCAAACUUGCAGAUGAGACUGUUCCUCUACCAGCUGAACAAACUGCGGCAUGCAGCGAUUCGUUUACCAUUUACAAUUAUGGUAUAGAUCCAAGCAUGUUAGCCAGUGACCAAGAUGUUCAAAACGGUGAUGAUCAUUUAGAUCACCCAUACUGUAAUAUUGAAAGUUAUCCACCAACCCCAAGUGGCAACCUUGCCAUUAACCAGGAACCAUUACCAUUCAGUCUUGAUGCUGUGGAUGAAGUUAAACAGAUUAGCUUGGUGGUACCUGAUAGCCAGACUGGCAGACAGGAGGGUAUUACAUUCGGCUCGUUCAUCAGUGCCAGAAGUGAGUUUGAUGAAUCAGAUGGCAACCAGUUAUCUCAGAAGACUUCCCUUCCGCCUGACGAUCAUGCUGUGAUCUGCCAGCCCAGGGAUGACAACAGUGUACCCACUUCCAGUACACAGGAUCACAUUCAAGAUAACUACAAUAUCAGCCACAUAGAAAACAAUAAAGUUGUGGUAGAAACUGACAGACCAGCUGUCAGUACAUCUUCUGUGACUCCCCUGUCUUUAAAGGCACUGAAUGACGAAUCUGUUCACUCUCAAAUACAAGAAACAUCGAUAAAGGACUCCAUACAUCCUGAGGACAGUGCAUUGCCUUCAGUGCUUCACAAAACUGAAUCCGACUGCAGCCCCCCUGUGACCUCGGCAGAGACUCCAACCCCUGUGGAAGUGCAUCUGGAGCAUGUCUCUCAAGUGCAAAUCAGCACUAGAGCCCAUGAAUCCAAUGAGGAGAAAGACAGCGCUCUCGGUUCAUCUGGAAAUGGACCUGUUCUUUGUAAUUCUGCAGAAAAACCUUGUGCAGAAAACCUCCCUGAUGUUCUUAAAGUGCUGUCUGAGUGUCCCACAGUAGCAUCAACUUUUCAGUUUGGAUUCCUCAGUCCUGAUGUUAGGAGAGUUUCUCUAUUUGCAUUAAAGACUCAUAAGGAUCUUCCUGUGGACCAAUUUUUGGCAGACGAUUCUGCUCUUGAGGGUGAAAAGAGCUUUGUAGCCCCUGUUAACGUCAACCCCACUGGGUUCUGGGCAGAGCACUUGGAGAGCCCCAUGCCACGGCCUCUGUUAAAUUCUACAGCACUAGGUUGCAAGGCCCAGCUAGGCCUAGUAACUGAGCCAGUCGAGGAUGUGGGCGUGAAGCCUUGUCCAGUGCGUCAGCCUGAGGUGGAAAAGCCGGUUCUGGAUAUCCCUUUGAUUCCAGAUGGUCCUCUGCAGCAGCAGCUUCGGCAGAUGGCAGAGUUCCUCUUCUUGGCGUCAGGAAAGAUGGGUCCUGCUGCUGCCUCUGCGCCCGAUCCACCUACUGCUACUGUCACGGUCCCAUUGGCAAGAGCUACUCCUGCAGAAUCCCACAGUGUCUGUGUGGGCACCACUCCGAUGAAAUGGGUAGAUCACAGUGUCAAUACAUCUGGCCAAUUUGAGAGAAAGAGGGAUUUCUCUGUGGCUGAUUCGUGCACUGUAACCGACCCCCUCCUGUGGAAUGUACCUCCAGGCAGUCUUGAGUGUCUCCCCAGACAAGAGCUGGAACAGAGGUUAAGGUCUAGCAUGAUCAUGGUGGAGGCUCUGGUGCAGCAGUUAGCUACAGCCAGGACACAUGGUUGUCCAUCUACAGGCCCUGCACCUUCAGACCUCAGGGAGAAACUAGUGCAGACUGACCACACUGAACUCAGUCAGACCACAUUGCACAGAGACCUAUAUUUGGAGGCUCUGAACAGGAUUGGUGAGUUGGAGUUGGACGGAAGUUCCCUACAGAACCUCAUCCAGUGUAUGCAGGACAUGAGGGUCACCAUGACUUCUUUGAGUUGUGACACGGAUGCUGCUCUCUCUAACAUGAAGCAAAUAGGAGACGUUGUCAGAGAGGACCAUCAAAGCCUUGUUUCACAUUACGGUCAGAUGAAGUCUCUAUGUGAGAAGACGAAGGAGACACAGACAGCGAUGAUGCAGAAGGUCAAAGAUGCUCUUCACCAAAAAGAUGACAUGAGGAUACAGAUGGAAGAGGCCUUCACAGCCAAAGAGGCUGCCUUCAGUGCAAUGGAACAGCUAAGGACACACUGUGCCACAGAAAUCUCAGACCUGGAGAGGAUUGUGGGGCCUCAGCAAGAACUGUUAGCUGCCCUAGAGCGGACUUACCCAGAACAGGUUGCAUUAAACCAGGUCUACACAGAAACGCUAAAUUCUGCGUCUGAUGUUUUGUCCAGAACCAUAGAGGAACAUUCGAGUCUGAUGAAAGAACUUUGCACAGUCAGAGGCCUUCUGCAGAAAACUGCUCCCAUGCUUCUGAAGCUGAAUGAGAAGGCGGCCGCUGCUGUGAGAGAGCGGGACGAGCAUAUGUCUGCAAGAGACCAAGCUGUCGAGGAGAGAGAGCAGAUAGAGGAAGAAUGGAACCAAACUAAUUUGGAUCUCCAAUCUGCCAGAGAACAGAUUGGUGAUUUAAAUCUUCAGGCGACAAUUCUGACUUCAGAGAUGGGUGUGCUGCGCCAGAAGCUAACAGAAAGGGAGGAAGAGAGAGGUCAGCUGGAGAGGAAGGUGACGGAGCUGUCUGCCACUGUUUCCUCCACUUUGGCCUCCUACACCUUCCUGGAGCAGGCCCUCGCUGCCGAGACUACAAAGUUGCAGCAGUCAUGGAAGGACAUCCAGCAAGCCAAGGACAGAGCAAAUGAGUUUGAGGCGUCACUGGGUCAGUCAGAGGAGCGUGUGUGUGAGUUAAGUCAGGCUCUGGCUCAAAGCGAGGAGCAGCUCAGUCAGCUGAAGCUCCUCUCACAAUCCCAGCACAUGGAGAUCCAGCAACUCCAGGACGUUUGCACACAACUCAAUGGUGUCCGGGAGAUGAACGAGUUCUUACAGAUGGAGAAUGAGUUGGCGAGGGAGCAGAUGGCUGAAAGUGAGCGUAUGCUGAGGGCCAACCUGCAGGGGCUCCGUGAGAGGAACAUCCAGUGUGAGGACCUAAAAGGAGAACUUGGUCAACUUCAGCUUGAGAACAGGAGUCUGCAGGAGGAACUGAAAACCACAAGGUCCAGAGCCAGUGCAACCCAGCUGGAGCUAAGAGAGAAACUGGGCCAGGCAGCCACUGAAAUUACUUUGCUGCAUCACACACUGCGAGGGCUGACCAAUGAGCUACACGCAGCUCUCAAUGACCAGAAACCAGAAUCACUGAAGGAUAAAGAGUCUCAAGCAGUCCACAACGUGGAGCGUCGUCACCCCUCCAGCUCUUUUGUCGACAGCAUCAUGGUUGCAUUAACUGCUGAGAAGGAGGAAGAUGUCAACAAGGAGACACCUCCUGGAUCAGUCCCCUCAGACAUGCCUGAGCCACAGUGUGAAACUUUGUUCAGUGAGACGAGCGCCUUCACCCGCAUUGCAGCCGUCACCCCGAAAAAGAAUUUGAACGCAGUAGAGUUUGAGCCAGAGGAGGACGAACAGAGCAGCGUCACAGAGCUGUUCGCUGACCUGGGCAGCACCGUCACAGAGCUCAUCAGCACCCUGAAGUUGGUGCGGCAGACUAAAGAUGCUCAGCUGGAGGAGCUGCAAAACACCAUCUCUGGCCUGCAGGUGGAGCAGCAGGCUGCCAACAACAGACACCAGGCUGAGGUGUUUGAGCUUAAGCAUCAACUUGGCCGUCUGAACAGCCUGGUUGAGAAAGGAAGUCAAGCACUGCAGCAGAAAGUUCAGGAUGAGAAAACUGUGACAAAGUUGAUGUCAGAAAUACAAGAGACCAAGGAACUUCUAAAUAAACACAAGACUGACAGUAAUGAUUUGCGGAAGGAGGUGGUUGAGCUUCGUCGUUCCCUCCAGCAGUCAAAGGUGGAGUCUCAAUUCCUGCGUGGGGAAUUAAGAAAAGCUGGUGGCCAAUCAGCUCCUGCAGCACAUUUCAUGGAAGAAAAGAUCCAGUUAUUGAAGGAGGUGGAGAAACUGAAGUUGAGUCUUCAGGAGGUGGAGCAGGCCAGAGUUAAACUCCUUGAUAGAGCAAAAAGACAUCAAGUCAUCCACCAGACCAACCAGCAGAAAAGUGAGAAUGAGCUCCAGAUGUUAAACAACAUGAUCAAUAAAGUCAGAGAGACCCUGCUGUCUUUGCCGGAUGUCAUGAAGAAUAGUGAACAACUCCAGCAGCUUAUUGAAUACAUUGGCUGACAUGUUUGUUAUUGCCACCUGUGUUCAUUGUAUUUAUGUCCGCUAUGUUUUAGUUUGGCUUGUGUUCAUAUUUUUAGUAUGAUUUAAAAUAAAGCAAAUUGUCUUCCUUUUUAUGUGCGUUUCAGGAGUAAUGCCAGUGAUCUAAUUAAAAUUUCAAAAUGUUUGUCUAUUUUGCAUCAGCAAAUGUUUGCUAAUAUUCAAAACCGCACACAGACACAGUUCACUGUACAUACCAUGUACUGCAAACAGACGUGUGUUGCUCCAAGCUGGACAGUGAACAUGUCGCAGUUUUUCCAGUGUCAGAUGUCAUUCGUAGGUGUUUUCAAUGUGAUUAUUGUUUUUAAUUGUAUACAUUUGUGUGCCAGAGCAGUUAAUAUUUUGGCCCAGUAUUUAGUUCAAGCCAUUUAACAGUUAACAGGAAAUUCUGGUAGAAAGUAGUAAUGAGACAUUUAUCACACUCCACUCAGAUUUUCAUGUUUUGGUUUUUGGUCAUAAUAAGUAAUGUGCCAAAUACACAACUUCAUUCAGAAAA
This is a messenger RNA of Dicentrarchus labrax (European seabass), 5751 nucleotides long. RefSeq names its product sperm associated antigen 5 (gene spag5). The record is from RefSeq and is a predicted model, not a curated record. Gene Ontology annotation, biological process: cell division; regulation of attachment of spindle microtubules to kinetochore. Bases 114 to 5219 code for a protein of 1701 amino acids. Lineage: Eukaryota; Metazoa; Chordata; Actinopteri; Moronidae. The transcript has 25 exons.